Molecule: messenger RNA, 699 nt
Organism: Paraphaeosphaeria sporulosa
Lineage: Eukaryota; Fungi; Ascomycota; Dothideomycetes; Pleosporales; Didymosphaeriaceae
Exons: 2
Coding region: 1-699 (232 amino acids)
Source: RefSeq, a predicted model, not a curated record
AUGGCUAGCAAAGGACUCGAGGACGAGGAUGCUAGGAUAGGCGGCUUUCACUGGCAGCAGACGACGACGAUGUUGGCAUCAAACGUCUGGCCACGAAGCUUGGGGGUGGAUCUCGAGGCCGAGACUGGUGUGGCGAGCGGAGGUCGGGGGCGCAGGGCGAGCAGUGAAGUUGUCGGUGAUGGCCCGGAGCUGCUGCCGCUGUCACAUCAAAAGCCAGCUGCGGUCGAUGGUCCGUUGAAUGGUUGCGGCGGUGUUGUGCGGAUGAGUCGUGAUGGGGAGACGGAGCGAAGUCGGGGGCGGUGUCGUGUCGAGCUGAGCGAAGCAGGCGCGGGUUGCGAGGGCAGCCUGCAGCGAGAAGCUUCCAGUGGCCGGAGGACUCCCUCGUCCGGCUGUGCCAGCGCGUCUGCUCCACCCGGCCCUUUCCACGCAUGGUGGCUCCACCUGUCUUCCGGGCGCACGCUGUCCUUGUCGAGCGUCGCUGUUGACGCAUCCCGAGGCCAUGACGCUGCCCUAGGGGCUGGACGCUCGCGGUCGCACUUGGCCAAGGGCGGCGGCGCACCGCAUCGGACGACCCAGAACUGGGCACGGCACCGUGUCCCAGCCAAACCUAUGCGGCGAUCCGUCGAGAACUGCCUCUUUGUGCCAAAACCUGCCACAUUUCAUACCCUUGUCCAUACGACAUCACCAGGUCGUCGCUGA